This is a messenger RNA of Phascolarctos cinereus (koala), 5289 nucleotides long. NCBI's taxonomy places the organism in Eukaryota, Metazoa, Chordata, Mammalia, Diprotodontia, Phascolarctidae. The record is from RefSeq and is a predicted model, not a curated record.
UGGAAGGCUGGGUUGCUGCCUGCCACCUUUCCUGCUCACCCAGGGCAGGAGAAUCCAAGGGGUCAGGCCGAUGGAAACUUGGGGGCUGAGGUGGAGAGACACUUGUCGAAAAUGUCCAGUGGAAGCCGUUGAUUUCCACCAGCAUUUCUCCCCCUUGAGUCCUCGAUGAAUUCCGUUGUGAUUCUUUAAGGAAUCUUCACGAGAAGUCCCCAGGUUGCAGUUCCCUUGAGACGGGAAGGCUUGGACUUCAAGAUGCUUAUAAAGGAAUACCGCAUUCCUCUUCCAAUGAGUGUGGAGGAGUAUCGCAUCGCCCAGCUGUACAUGAUACAGAAAAAGAGCCGUGAGGAGACGUGUGGUGAAGGCAGCGGGGUAGAGAUCCUGGAGAACCGGCCGUACACCGACGGGCCGGGGGGUGCUGGCCAGUACACACACAAGGUGUACCAUAUUGGCAUGCACAUCCCCAGCUGGUUCCGCUCUAUCCUGCCCAAGGCAGCCUUGCGGGUGGAAGAGGAAUCCUGGAAUGCUUACCCCUACACCAGGACGAGGUAUACGUGCCCUUUUGUGGAGAAGUUCUCCAUUGAUAUUGAAACUUUUUAUAAACCCGACGCAGGAGACAGUGCCAACGUGUUCAGCCUCUCUCCUAUGGAAAAGAGACAGACCAUACUGGAUCCCAUUGAUAUCGUCAAAGACCCCAUCCCUCCCAAUGAGUACAAGCUGGAGGAGGACCCUCGGCUCUUUCGGUCAGUCAAGACGAGGAGGGGCCCGCUAUCUGAGGACUGGAUCGAGGAGUGCCUCCACCUCCCCAGCCACUUGCCCAUCAUGUGCGCGUACAAGCUGUGUAAGGUGGAGUUUCGAUACUGGGGCAUGCAGUCCAAGAUCGAGAGAUUCAUUCACGAUGUUGGUCUUCGGAAGGUGAUGGUGAGGGCCCACCGACAGGCCUGGUGUUGGCAAGAUGAAUGGUACGGUCUGACCAUCGAGGACAUCCGGGAGCUAGAGAAAGAGGCGCAGCUGAUGCUGUCUCAAAAAAUGGCGCAGUACAUGGAUGGCGAUGGGUAUGGGCCCCAGGAGCCCCCCAGUGAGGAGAAGGAAGAGGAGAAUGCCUUGAGGGAGGCCCCCGAGCCCCCCAGCAGCAACGGGGAGGCCCUCAAGGGGAGAGGCCUGACGAAGCAGUGGUCCACGUCCUCCAAGUCUUCCCGGUCAUCCAAACGAGGAGGGAGCCCUUCUUGCCAAAGCAUCUCAGAGUGGAGAAUGCAGAGCAUAGCCAGGGACUCAGAUGACAGUUCAGAUGAUGAGUUCUUCGAUGCUCACGAGGACCUAUCUGACAAUGAGGAGCCUUUCCCUAAGGAAAUCACUAAAUGGAGCUCAGAUGACCUUAUGGACAAGAUCGAAACCCCUGAAUCAGAUGCGACUGUGAUCACCGCUCCCCCAUGGGCAGAGUUGCGUGAGGUUACAAGUCCGGCAGUCCUUGACAAUCUGUAUACUGAGCCAACAGCCAAUGAAUACUCAGAAGCCAGCAACGUGGAACAACUGAACCUUGCCGAGGAUGAGGCUAGCCCUCCGCUGGUGCAGCCCUCGAAGGUCCACGUCUUGCUGCUGGUGCUACAUGGUGGAAACAUCCUGGACACAGGGGCUGGUGACCAGAGCUCGAAACAGGGCGAUGUCAACACCAUUGCCACAGCUUUUGACACAGUCAUGCGCGUGCACUAUCCUGCUGCCCUCGGCCAUAUCACCAUCAAGCGUCCCUGCCCACCUAUCUGCUCUGAAGCCUUUUCCCUCGUCUCCAACCUAAGCCCCUACAGCUAUGACGAAGGCUGCCUCUCCAACAGCCAGGACCACAUCCCUCUUGCAGCCCUCCCCCUGCUGGCAACCUCCUCACCCCAGUACCAGGAGGCGGUUGCCAUGGUGAUUCAGCGGGCUAAUCACACCUACAAUGAAUUCCUCAAGUCUCAGGAUGGCAUGACCUUCAAUGGGCAGGUCUGCCUGAUAGGGGACUGUGUCGGAGGGAUCCUAGCAUUCGAUGCCUUAUGCUGCAGCAACCAGACUGUUUCGGAAAGUCAGAACAGCAGCCGCCGGGGAAGUGUGGUGAGCGUACAGGACACCGACCUCCUGUCCCCUGGGAUCCUGGUGAACAACACACACUGCUCUGGGGGUGGCAGCAGUGGCGGUGGCAGCAAUGCUGGCGGUGGCGGUGGUGGCGGCGGCGGCGGCGGCAGCAGCUCUAGUGGUGGUGGUGGCGGAGGCGGCUGUAGCGGCAGUGGAAGCGGCAGCUCCAGCCUGGAAAGCAGCCGUCAUCUAAGCCGAAGCAACAUUGACAUCCCCCGCAGCAAUGGGGGUGAGGACCCCAAGAAGCAGCUACCCAGAAAGAGGAGUGAUUCGUCCACUUAUGAAAUGGACACUAUAAAACAGCAUCAGGCCUUUCUCUCCAGUCUACACUCCAGUGUGUUGCGGAACGACCCCAGCUCCCGUCGCUCAAGUAGCUCCACCAUGCUGGAUGGAACUGGAAGCCUUGGGAAGUUUGAAUUUGAGAUCUCAGACUUCUUCCUCUUUGGCUCCCCCUUGGGGCUGGUCCUGGCCCUAAGGAAGACGGUCAUCCCCGCCCUGGAUGUCUUUCAGCUUCGGCCCGCCUGCCAGCAAGUCUAUAACCUCUUCCAUCCUGCGGACCCCUCGGCCUCCCGUCUUGAACCUCUCUUGGAGAAGAGGUUCCAUGCCCUGCCCCCUUUCAACAUCCCCCGCUACCAGCGCUUCCCCCUGGGCGAUGGCUGCUCGACCUUACUGGCGGACAUCAUCCAGUCCAACAAUGCUGUCUUCACGGAGAACGCGUCCCCUUCCUCUCCCGGUACGGCCCCCCCCUUCCGCCGGGCCAGUGAGGUCAGCAUCACCAGCCAAGUGUCCGGCAUGGCAGACAGCUACACUGCCUCCAAUAUUGCCAACAAGACCCCAUCGGCCCUCAGUCACACCCCCAGUGUCAGGCGCCUGUCCCUGCUUGCCCUCCCCCAGCAGCCCCCGGCCACCUCGGUGUCCCAGAGGCUCAGGCCUCAGCCAAGGGAGCUGCCCCUCAGCCCUGUAAGAAAGAGGUUGGCGGGGGAUCUGAGUCCAAGCCUGGACCGAGUCCCCAAUCUGGACAUCGGAGAAGUUGCCGCCAAAUGGUGGGGAACAAAGCGGAUCGACUAUGCCCUAUACUGUCCGGAUGCCCUCACUGCUUUCCCCACCGUGGCUCUCCCCCACCUCUUCCACGCCAGCUACUGGGAAUCCACCGAUGUGGUCUCCUUCCUGCUAAGACAGGUCAUGAGGCAUGAAAACGCCAGUAUCUUGGAGCUGGAUGGCAAGGAAGUAUCUGUGUUCACCCCCUCAAAGCCCCGGGAAAAGUGGCAGAGGAAAAGAACCCACGUAAAGCUGCGGAAUGUCGCUGCUAAUCAUAGGAUCAAUGAUGCCAUAGCCAACGAGGAUGGUCCUCAGACCCUGACGGGCAGGUUCAUGUAUGGGCCCUUAGACAUGGUCACCCUGACAGGGGAGAAGGUGGACAUUCACAUCAUGACGCAGCCGCCAUCCGGGGAGUGGGUCCAUUUUGACACGCUCAUCACCAACAGCAGCGGGCGAAUCUCCUACACCAUCCCUGAGGAGCAGCGUCUGGGCGUCGGUGUCUACCCCAUCAAGAUGGUGGUCAGGGGGGACCACACAUCCGCAGACAGCUACAUCACCGUCCUACCCAAGGGGACAGAGUUUGUAGUCUUCAGCAUUGAUGGUUCCUUUGCCGCCAGCGUCUCCAUCAUGGGCAGUGACCCCAAGGUGCGAGCAGGUGCUGUGGAUGUAGUAAGACACUGGCAGGACCUCGGCUACCUCAUCAUCUACGUGACAGGAAGGCCCGACAUGCAGAAGCAGCGGGUAGUAGCCUGGCUGGCACAGCACAACUUCCCUCAUGGGAUCGUCUCCUUCUGUGACGGCCUCGUACACGACCCUCUGCGGCAUAAGGCCAACUUCCUGAAGUUCCUCAUCACUGAGCUGCAUAUGCGGGUGCAUGCUGCCUAUGGCUCCACCAAGGACAUCUCCGUCUACAGCUCCAUCAGCCUGUCCCCCAUGCAGAUCUACAUCGUUGGCCGUCCCACCAAGAAACUGCAGCAUCAGUGCCAGUUCAUCACCGAAGGCUAUGCCGCCCACCUCGCUCAGCUCAAAUACAACCACCGAGCCAGGCCAGCCAAGAACAGCACCAGGAUGGCCCUGCGCAAAGGCAGCUUCGGCCUCCCUGGCCAAGGUGACUUCCUGCGCAAACGGAACCACCUCUUGCGCACCAUCUCCUCCCAACCCGCAGGGCCCAGCCACAAGCACGAGCGGACGCAAAGCCAGUCGGACAGCGAGCGGGAGCGCGAGCGGGAGCGGGGUCAGCGGAGCAUGAGCGUGGCCACGGGGUGCUGGGGCCGCCGGCCAGAGCCGGGGGCCCCCCCAGGGCCCAAGUAGAAGUGCCCGCCUCCCCGCGCCCCCCCCUCAGGAGCCGGCCCUGGAGCGGCCCCAGAGCGGGAGGUGUCACCAUGGUGCUAGGAGGCAAGGGGGGACAGAGCCACGCAGGCUGCAGAUCCUGGGCAGGCAGGCGGGUGCCAGCCUGCAAGUGGACUGAGAGGCCAGAGCUGAAGCUGGGAGGCCUUGGACCCCAUCCCAGGCCCGGGGGGGGGGGGCAGUCUUGGCUCAGGCCUCGGGCAUUUUGCUGCUUCUGCCACAGACAAGCACAGGACAUGGCCUGUCUCUGUUCCCAGGGAUGGGAGACGCCAAGCAGUGACUCUGGUCCCCUUCUGACCCGGGGGCUUUCCUGACAGCCCCCGACUGAGAGGCUCGGCCAGCCUCCUCUAACCACACCUUGGCCAGGAAGCAGGGCUCGAUCCUGACCUGCAGGGAGAAGGGAUCCCCCAAUCCUCUGCCAUGAAGGCGGGGGCAGAGCAAGGCAGGAGGCGGGGACACCGUCCCCCAAAGGGACUUCUCAGCGGGGCUCUGUUCCCGACAUUUUGGAGCUCGGGGUCUUCGGUUCUCUCAGCAGCUGGCAGCAUCCUGCAUCUGCCAACAAAUGCAGGGAAAUCACACCCUCCCACUCCCCCAUUGCUGGGGGCGCACGGGGCUCCCCAUCUCAGCCCCUGAGAACAGACCAUCCCCACCUGCUGCUCUCUGCCCCGCCCCCACCGCCAUGUAUAGUCUCACCAAAACCCCUGCAGCUCAUUCACCCCCGAGCACUGGAGAUGAUCCAGCUAUGUGCGUUCUCUGUAAUCCAAGUACAGGGUUGGAGGCGUCCCCCCCCCCCCCCCGUCC